CUUGCUAAACACACGUCUCUGCCUUAACGCAUGAAAGUACGUGCUCGUGCGUACCCGAUAAAUACAACUCUAAACUUUUAGUUUGUCGUUCAACAUUUUUGCUGCGGCAUGACCUCUAGUUAGGGUCAUUAUUUGCGUUAAACCGCCCGUACAUUGUUUUGUUUUUACGUGUCGAAAAUGUUCAGGAAUAGUUACCAGGGUGGAGCUGUGUUUGAUAUUUUCAGUGGACAAGGAAAAGACCCCGUAGCGAAAUGGAAACUCAGUGGAGGACCUUCAGCUAUACAUAAAGAGUAUAAUAAAGAAGUUAAGGGAUUUGUUUACUGUUUGGAGGGAAGCAGCCAGACAGUCAAGAUGCAAAUGCCAGAGAAUACAAAAAUGUCUCUUGGGCUUAUCCAAAGAUUUCUGGUCCUUCAAGUAAAUAUUCCUCGAUGCCAUGAUUUUUCCAUUGAGCUGGUGAUAACCGAUUUGGAGCAUCUAAAACGACGGCUUCACUUUUCAACUGUGCAUAAAAAGUUGGCUGCCACACCUUUGCAUGCAAGGAUCCCUCUGACAGAAAUGAAUUUUGAUAAUUGGUGCACUUUAUGCAUUGACCUCAUGUCUUUGAGCGGAGAACUGUUUAAAGGAUUUUCCACCCUGGAUGCCAUCACUUUGUUUGCUACCUGUAAACUUCGGAGGAUCUUUACGAUGAAAAAAGACCCUGGGACAACAUCGGAAGAUGGUGUUUACCUCAUGGACAUGAUCCCUAACAAUUUCCGAUUCCCACCCGAUGUGAUCCAAGCCACUCACGUGGUCGGCAUUGAUCAUCUGUGGAGGGCAGAGAUAAAGACAGAUCCUUUCAGCUCUGCUUCUGCACCUUACCAGCCUCCCACUGCCGUAUCAACCAGAGAUCGGAGAGCCAAGCCCCAGGGUGUCUUACACACAGCCUCAGGCUCCAAUGCUUCAGCUCCAUCUCCUCAGACUGGAAGGAAUAUCUGCACAACCUCAGACGGAAUGGAGAGAAACGGUUUCCCAUCAAGUAGAAUGAACAAAAGGAUGACUGCAGAGAGUCUGAAUAUUACCAAGAUGGGAGAAAAUUCAUCCCAUGGUCAGAACUCCCAGAGUCUGCAUGAGGGAGCAUCUUGCAAAUUCCAGCCACGCCCCCCGCAAAAACGAGUGCUUGACAAGCAGGGAUGUAAAAAGCUACGGAUCCUGGGCGCCGGAAGAGAGAGGCUACCUUCAUCAGCUCCUCCGAACAUUAAAUCUGGGGGUCAGAAGAAGGCAGAUGUUAGUAGAGAGAAAUGCACACUCCCAUCCAGUCUGCAAACGUACAAACAUCAGCCUCUGACCCCAACAGAUGAGUCAGAACACCAAACCACAGAUGAGCGUAGUUGCCGCCCUGCCAAAGAAAGUUCAGCAGAACUUCAUCUCGGACCAGGGUUGUCAUCUAACCUGCAGGUUUGGAGCAGCUGGGAGAGUAAUGAGGGGUCUGAGCCCCAGCUCACUCUUCAACAGGAUCUGUUCACUUUCUCAUCGCCGCCACGCUCACCCAAACGAGGGCAAAGCCAAGGUGACCAGGAGAAGAUGGAGAUGGGGGAUGAUCAGGUGCAGAGCAACCGUGGGGGGAGGUUUGACGCCCGGCCUGAAGACGACUUUAUUGGCAGUGAAAGUGAUGAGGAGAAGAGCCACAUGAAGUCCCACCAUCCAAGACCUAGUGUGUCUUGUCCUGCUUCUCCAAGAUCUCCUGGUGCAGCUCAGCAUGUGCAGCCUGAACCUCAUUCUCAAUCUUUUAAUGCGAUCCAAGCGUCUCUAGAGCAGCUUUUGCCCAACACCAGCAUGCAGAUCCCACUCAGUGGGAGAGCUAAACCAGCGUCGAUGGGCCCCACGCGCUGCCUCUCACCAAACAGAGAGGACCUCAUGGCAAUGAAACGGAGUCACGAUCUGAGAGGGAGUAGGAGUGUUUCCGUUUGUAGGACGUGUCUACAAGAAGUCCAGUUGGGUGACUCCAAACAACACAAGGAAGAAGAAGAUGAGAAGCUGAAGGCCGUUGAUUCAAGUCAUUACAUCUCACGACCGCGUGGCAGUAUGCAGGAAGAGGAUGACGAGGAGCAGCGAAUGCUGGAAAGCCUGAAACGAGAGCAAGAGGAAGAUGAAUGUGGAGCUCCGAGCCUCAGCACGUCUCAAAUCCACCGCUGCGACGUCAGCAUCAGCCUGAGCUGUGACGACGCCUCAACCUGGACCCACAUCUCCGUGCCUGAGAAUCAGGGGCAUCACUAUCAGAAGGAAAUGAACACUUUGCUGCAAUCAAACCCGAGAGAGUGGAUGGACGUGCUCAGCCCUCCUAUUAUGCCUCCCAGCCAGCAGAGAAGGUCAGGCUACACACAGAACAAUUUGGAACGUCUAGUCAGAGGAGAGGAUGGGCUGGUGAAAGAAGAGGAGAAUGAAGAUGAAUAUUUGAAGCUGCUUUAUGAUCCUUGCCUCAACUGCUAUUUUGAUCCUGAGACAGGAAAGUACUAUGAACUAGCUUAGCUCAAAGCCCAUUUGAAUCAGAAUUAAUAAAUCACAUUAACAGUAAAUGAAGCUCUUUUAGAACUCCUUUCUUUUAGGCCACAUUGAUCUAUUGGAAGCGGAUUUCCCAUUCAUGAAAAACCCUUUCUUUGGUUCAACUUUUGUUCCUGAAAACUAUCGGCAGCUUUGUGUUUCCGUGUGUCGUCAGUCAUGCUAGUGAGUAUGGUAUUAAGAAACCCGCUAAAUCAAAUCCAUCCUCUUCCCCCUCCCAAGUAUGUGAUCAUUCACUUGCACAUCCAAUGACAAAAUGGGUCUUUUUAGGAAGUCUUGGCAGGGAAAUGGGGGCCUUCUAUAAACACGAUGCUGGAGCUUCUUUUUAAAACCACAUUAAGUCACAGAUCUUUUAGUUGUACCAGAAUAUAUUCUUCAAGAAGUUGUAAAAACCAGUUGAAGUACAUGUACCUCUAUGUAUUACUUGAAAUAAAUUUGUUUUGAGAAAAUGGCUGUGGUUCCGCUUAUUUAUUUAUUUAUUUAUUUUGUUCAUUUUAAAUUGGACAGAGAUGCCCAGAAGGUGAAAGGAUGAUGGAUUUUAAUUCAUUUGAAUGUAUUUGAAAUGCUCCGGGCUUUUUUCGUGGCAUGUAACUGUAACAGAGUAGCAGCAGGUGGGCUGCUGAUGAGGAUGGCAGGUCUUUGAACCAGUUUUGCCACAACACUCAUCACACCUGACGCAAUGGGAUAUUGAUUCAUAAUGUUGUGGCUGUUACAAUUACUGGAGAAAAUGAAACAAAAAUUGGAAAAACAACAGUUUUUUUUUGUGUGUGUGUUCAUUUAAUCUUAAUUAAACUACAUCUCAUUCAAUAUCCUGGAGCGAAAUGCGUUAACGUGUGCAGGAGUGGAUUUGUUAUAUCAACACGUUCAACAAUCAGGUAACAAUAUCCUAUUUUCACAUUCACAGUUUCCAUUUAUAACCUUUUAUAAAAAUUAUAAUAAUAACCUUGGACAUGGAGGUCAAUGUUUUAGAUUUUUAAUGCUCUCAUGCUUAAAAAACUGGUCCGGGAAAUGGGGCUGCAGUCUU
This is a messenger RNA of Nothobranchius furzeri (turquoise killifish), 3559 nucleotides long. It is a transcript of the gene cfap20dc, whose product is annotated as CFAP20 domain containing. The record is from RefSeq and is a predicted model, not a curated record. Lineage: Eukaryota; Metazoa; Chordata; Actinopteri; Cyprinodontiformes; Nothobranchiidae.